Aricia agestis (brown argus) is the source of this 682-nucleotide messenger RNA. RefSeq names its product UPF0545 protein C22orf39 homolog. The coding region runs from base 187 to 672 and encodes 161 amino acids. NCBI's taxonomy places the organism in Eukaryota, Metazoa, Arthropoda, Insecta, Lepidoptera, Lycaenidae. The record is from RefSeq and is a predicted model, not a curated record. The transcript has 3 exons.
AUUAAAAAUAUAAUAUAAUAACAUUAUAUAUAACGAAUAAGUUUACUUACAGUUUCUAAAAGUUAUACUUAGAAGUUGCAUGAUUUUUUUUUAAAUAUAAUAGAAGAGUAAAUGAUUGAGGUUAUGUAACCAAUAUUUUUGGAACAAUUUGGAUCUCUAACUUUAAACCGAGUUCAAAAACUCAUUAUGUCUGAUCCAAGUAAAAACCCCGAUUCAACCAAAGCGGAGAAACCUACAACUGAGACUGAUGGUGAAACACAACCUGAACUAGAAGAAAAAUGGCUUAUAAGAGACUGUGAUUUAUAUGACGCCGAAUAUUCAGAAUGCACAAGUCUCAAAGGAAGGUUUCAUCAAUAUUUCAUAUUUGGCAAGUCUUUGGACUGUAAUCAAUGGAAGAAAGAUUAUGAUAACUGUUGCAAAUGGGUGGAUAAGAAAAAUGUGAAAGCUGGUGAAGCAGUUAUUAAGAGUGAAAAGGCGCGACGUUUUGCAAGAUUCAGAGCUCACUACCAAAAUGAUGUUUGGAAGAAAAGAGACGGACCACCUUCAGACUGGGACAAACCAUUACCUGAAUGGAUGAGAAAAAGGGAUGAAAAUACAUAUCUAGCCCAGAAGGCUAAAGAAAUGAAAGAUGGAACUAUAGUUGAAGAUGAAAGUUUUUGUUGUAUUAUGUAGUCAGUAGUAC